Messenger RNA from Pelmatolapia mariae (spotted tilapia), 1669 nucleotides. RefSeq names its product zinc-binding protein A33-like. The transcript is spliced from 2 exons. Gene Ontology annotation, cellular component: cytoplasm. The record is from RefSeq and is a predicted model, not a curated record. Gene Ontology annotation, biological process: protein ubiquitination. Bases 131 to 1627 code for a protein of 498 amino acids. Gene Ontology annotation, molecular function: protein binding; zinc ion binding; ubiquitin protein ligase activity. NCBI's taxonomy places the organism in Eukaryota, Metazoa, Chordata, Actinopteri, Cichliformes, Cichlidae.
UCUUUUUCAACUGAGGGGAAACUUCAAACUCUGAAAAAAAAAUACAAUAUUAUUCACCAGAAGACAAAACCCACAGAAGGAGAAGAGAUUUGGGAUUACUUCACCUCGUUUACCGUCAGUCACAGAUAAAAUGUCGUCUGGAAUCCAAGAAGAGCUGUCCUGCCCCGUUUGUCGAGACAUAUUCAGAGACCCUGUUGUUCUGUCGUGCAGCCACAGCUUUUGUAGAAACUGCCUGAAAAGAUGGUGGAGAAAGAAAGAAAUACGCCAGUGUCCUGUUUGUAAGAGUGCAUCUAAAAAGAAAAACCCACCCUGUAACUUGGUGUUAAAGAACCUGUGUGAGAACUUCUUACUGGAGACAAAUCAGAGUGCUUCAGCAGAGUCCGAGUCGCUCUGCGGUCUGCACUCGGAGAAACUCAAACUCUUCUGUCUGGACCAUCAGGAGCCAGCGUGUCUCAUCUGCAGAGACUCAAAAACUCACAGCAACCACAGAUUCAGACCCAUCGAUGAGGCUGCGCAGGAUCACAGAAAGGAGCUCCAGAUCUCACUGAAACGCUUACAGGACAAACUGAAGGCCUUUGAACGAGUUAAAGGAAACUUUGUUCAAACAGCAGAACACAUUAAGGUUCAGGCCUUUCACGCAAAGAGGCAGAUCAAGGAGCAGUUUAAGAAGCUUCACCAGUUUCUGCAAGAGGAAGAGGAGGCCAGGAUCACUGCUCUGAGAGAGGAAGAGGAGGAGAAGAGUGCGAGUAUGAGUGAAAUGAUUGCAGCUCUGAGCAGAGAGAUAGCAAGUCUCUCAGAAACAAUCAGAGCCACAGAGGAGGAGCUGAGAGCACGAGACAUCGCUUUCCUGCAGAACUACAAGGCUGCAGUGAGCAGAGUCCAGCAGUGCCCCCCGCUUGAUGAUCCACAGCUGGUGUCAGGAGCUCUGAUAGAUGUGGCCAAACACCUGGGCAACCUGACCUACAACAUCUGGAACAAGAUGAAGAAGAUGGUCUCCUACUCUCCUGUGAUCCUGGAUCCAAACACAGCUGAAUCACACCUCUGCAUAUCUGAAGAUCUGACCAGUGUGAGCCUUGGAGAGAGGCAGCAGCUUCCUGACAACCCAGAGAGGUUUGAUGGCUAUCCGAUCGUCCUUGGCUCAGAGUGUUUCGACUCAGGGACUCACAGCUGGGAUGUUGAAGUUGGAGACAGUCCAAACUGGCUAGUUGGUGUGGCUGAAGAAUCAACUAAAAGAAAGGGACAAACAGACUUUAAGUGUGGAUUGUGGGCUGUGUGGUUCAGUAAGGGUAGUUAUUUCAUACGUUCCCCACUAGAUUCGUCCUCCUUUCAUCCAAAGAAAAAGCUUCAGAGGAUCCAAGUUUGCCUGGACUGGAAAAGCGGGAAGCUGUCAUUCUCCGAUCCUGACAUCAACAUUCACACCUUCACACACACUUUCACUCAGAAACUUUUUCCAUUUGUUUACACCAAGAACGAACUGCCAUUGAAGAUAUUACCACGAGUGUCUCAUGACAGUGCAGACUCUGAUAGUGAAAGAGAUCACGAUGAAGGUGGUGAAACUGUUAAUGGCAUUCUUGAUGACGACGAUGAUAUUAUUCACGAUGAUGAUGAUGAUGAUGAUGAUGACUGACACUAUAGCCACAUACCAAUGUUUUCCCUUCAAGUGUAAAAA